AAUGCCUACACAAAAGAAGAAAGUAAAGAAAGCAACCGAAACCAGCGAAAGUAAACCUGCCGUCGACAUUAAACAAGAGCCGGAAGAGUUGAAACCGCUCGGUGCCUACGUUGACGACCGGCUCGAGCUGAUACGGCAAGUGUUUUCCUGUGUAAAGCCGAAAGAGAUCAAGUACCUUUUGCCCGAUUUUCUGGAGGGAAAGUCGAACGAUGUGAUAAAGGAGCGCUGUUUGGAUGAGCUGCUCGGUAUCUCUACCAAGCGGCUACACUCAAUCAUCAACAAUACAAAAUGUCCCACUGACACGGAAUCGUCGUCGGAGGAGGAAGGGUCAGAUGUGGAAAAAAUAGAAGAGCACAUUUCCUUGGAUGAAAUUUCUUCCGAUUCCGACGUUGACUCGAAGCGAACAUCGAAGCGAGGUAAAAAAGCCGAUGCCUCGAAGCAAACCGAUGAAAGGAACGGUGAACCAAAAUCGGAAAAGGAGAUGACGGUGCUUGAGUUGCUUGAGCUGCAAGCUCGUGCACGUGCUAUCCGAUCGCAGCUAGCGCUGGAACCGGUAACGAAGAUAGAAAUCGAUUCCGAACAUGAAGCUGAGGAUGGUGGUCGUCACGGUGACGUCGACACGGACGAUGAAUCUAAACAGUCUGGUUCAAAAUCAUCCGAGCAAGCGAAAAAUGGAAAUCAUUUUAAGAAGGAAAACAACAACAGCAACUCCCUACAACAAACCAAGCGUGUACGGUUGAAGCGUAACUUCCGCAUACGGAAGGUUGGUGAUGAAGAGGAUGAUGAGCACGAGGUGUCCAGCAAUCCACCCGAUAAUGGGCGUGAAAAAUCUACCGAAAAAUCGAUGGAAGCAGUAGAGUUGGAAGAGAAAGUGACGGAAAACCCGGAUCCGGAAGAAAAGGCGACUGAAUCGGAUAAUUUAAUUGACGAUAAAAAUCCCACCACCGACCAAGCUCUGUCAGAAAACGCUACAGAAAAAGACACCGAAACAACGAUCGAUUCGGAUGCAAACGUCGUCACUGCUGUUGUGACAGAUGAAAACGCACCACUACCAGAUGUCGCUAAUGAUGCAAUUGAAAAGGAUACUCCUGUUCCGGAAGAUGCUACCGAACUCCGCAAGCCCGAUGAAGGUAAUGAAACACGCGAAAGCUCGCCGGAAGUUAUUCCCGUCGAGGCAAGCCCAGAAACAUUGUGCAUUUCGUCCGAUUCCGAGGAAGAACGGCUUGCAAAGGAACGUGCCUCUAUUUUCGUACCGAACAUAGAGGAACUGGACCGUCAGGCUAAGAAACCGCCGACACCGGAACCGGAAAAGCCGGCGGAAGAUACGGAACCGGAGGAAGGUGAAAUUUCCGAAGAAGAACCACUAGUAGAAGAAGAACCGAUAAUUGCAGAGCAGCAGGCCGAUCCGACGGAUAAAGCAGCUACGGAAACAGAGCAGCCCCUGGGAGAUGAAGGUGAAAAAGAUGACGGAACGGAUCAUGUUAAAAUUCAGGACACUGUGGCGGAAACGACAGUUGAAGCCGCUCAAGAAACAGUAGUGCAAACGUUAUCCUCGGGUAGUGAAGGAUCGGAUGGGUCCAGUAGUAGCGGUAGCUCGUCCGAGAGCUCAUCAGAGGCCGAGGAGGACGAGGAAGCUAAAGCUGAACCAACCAAGAUGGAUCACUCGGCACAGGACGACGAGGACAUUGUGGAGAUACAUGAUUCUGGUGAUGAAAAUCUACUGCUGGAAGAUAAACCGCCCGAGGAGGAAGUGCCAAAGUCUUGGAACUCGCGAUGGCUGAAGAGCAAUCGUGUUGCGAAGGUAAUGGCCGCAUCGCGGCUAGGCAACAAAGUGCGCGAAAAGUUGAAGAAAAAGAAACAAAUACAACAAGCCGCUGAGCAGCAACAGGCACAACAGGAACCUCCCGUAGUGGCCAAUUUGGAGCUUUCUCAAGCGUCACCGAAACUGGUCGAUACUGUUGCGGAAUUGCCCCCCAACUUUGAACUUGGCUCGGUAGAGCAUUAUCGGGAACUGGUCGCAAAGCAGCAGCAAGAAGGCAAGCAAGAUUAG
Anopheles maculipalpis is the source of this 2050-nucleotide messenger RNA. RefSeq names its product midasin. The coding region runs from base 2 to 2050 and encodes 682 amino acids. The record is from RefSeq and is a predicted model, not a curated record. NCBI's taxonomy places the organism in Eukaryota, Metazoa, Arthropoda, Insecta, Diptera, Culicidae. The transcript has 4 exons.